UUAAAGUUGGAAAUUGAGCGGAGAAUUGAGUUGUCCGGGAACCGAGCCGCGGCAGCCGCCAGAGCGAGGUUCCCGCAGAGCCGGCAACCGACGCCUCAUCAGGCUGCAGGCCAGCCCUUCAAGUUUACUAUCCCGGAGUCCUUGGACCGGAUUAAGGAGGAAUUCCAGUUCCUGCAGGCGCAGUAUCACAGCCUUAAAUUGGAAUGUGAGAAACUGGCAAGUGAAAAAACAGAAAUGCAGAGGCACUAUGUGAUGUAUUAUGAAAUGUCAUAUGGACUAAACAUUGAAAUGCAUAAGCAG
Molecule: messenger RNA, 300 nt
Organism: Marmota monax (woodchuck)
Lineage: Eukaryota; Metazoa; Chordata; Mammalia; Rodentia; Sciuridae
Product: transducin-like enhancer protein 1
Biological process (GO): regulation of DNA-templated transcription; negative regulation of canonical Wnt signaling pathway
Cellular component (GO): transcription regulator complex; nucleus
Molecular function (GO): transcription corepressor activity; protein binding
Source: RefSeq, a predicted model, not a curated record